Molecule: messenger RNA, 1047 nt
Organism: Prorocentrum cordatum
Lineage: Eukaryota; Dinophyceae; Prorocentrales; Prorocentraceae
Source: the annotation of a GenBank genome assembly
GCGGCCGUCGGGGAGGCGCUGGCCGCCGCGGCGAAGCGGGGCGACAUGGAUUCCGCGGGCGAGUGGUUCGACCAGGCCCGCGAGCUGGGGCUGAGGCUGGGCAUCCGCGAGCUCAACCUCGUCCUACAGGCCGCGGCGAGUCACCACGACACGCGGGCGGCGGUGCACUGGUUUCAGCGCGGGGAGCUCGAGGGUUACACGGCGGACGUCAGCACCUACAACCACAUGAUUCGAGCUUGUGCACAUCAGGACGACCCGCUCGAGGCCCUGUCCUGGUUCAGGCGUGCCUCGAAGGCCGGCGUGCGGCCGGACUCUAGCACGUUCAACCACAUGAUCGACGCAGUCGGCCGGAGGGGCGACCUCGACGCAGCGGAGAUGUGGUUCCGCGCCGCCGACGAGUCCGGCGUAGAGACCGACAAGGUGAGCUUCGCCACGGUCAUCAACGCCGCGGCCCAGGCCGACAACAUGCCCGCGGCGGAGGCCUGGUUCCACAGGGCCGUGCAGGCUGGCGUAGCGCCGGACCUGGUCAUCUACACCACGCUGAUGUGGGCUGCUGCUAGGGGCAGCGACCGCGCCUCGGCGGAGCGGUGGUUCGACCGCGCGGUGAAGGCGGGCCUGGCCCCCGACGUGUGCGCCUACAACGCUCUGCUGGAGGCCCACGCCCGCUCCGGGGACACGGAGCGCACCGAGGGCUUCUUCGAGAGGAUCCGCGAAGCCGGCCUGGAGCCAGACCACCGCUCCUACAGCGCCCUGAUCAUGGGCCACGCCAGGCGCGGCGACGUGCAGUCGGCCUCAAGGUGGUUCGCCAGGAUGGAGCGCGAUGGGCUGGCUGCCACGGAGGUGCAGUUCAACCAGCUGCUCCGCGCCUGCGCGCAGGCGCAGCCGCAGGAGGUGGAGUUUGCCGAGGAGCUCUUCCGCCGAAUGGUGGCGCGGGGGCUCUCCCCGACGGGCGGCACCCUGAGGAUGCUGCUCUGGGCCGUGGGACCGCAGAGGCUCCUCGACCUGUGCCAGCGGGCCGGCAUCGACCAGAAUGCCGCGCUCGCGCAG